Aspergillus oryzae RIB40 is the source of this 948-nucleotide messenger RNA. RefSeq names its product putative mitochondrial DNA replication protein (Yhm2). Gene Ontology annotation, biological process: alpha-ketoglutarate transport; mitochondrial citrate transmembrane transport. Lineage: Eukaryota; Fungi; Ascomycota; Eurotiomycetes; Eurotiales; Aspergillaceae. The record is from RefSeq and is a predicted model, not a curated record. The transcript has 6 exons. The coding region runs from base 1 to 948 and encodes 315 amino acids. Gene Ontology annotation, cellular component: mitochondrion. Gene Ontology annotation, molecular function: tricarboxylate secondary active transmembrane transporter activity.
AUGUCUACUACUACAGCUGAGAUGGCCCCUGCCGGCCGUAAGCUCGAGAAGAAGCCCGUCAAGUUUAGCAAUCUGCUGCUUGGUGCAGGAUUGAAUAUGUUCGAGGUCACCACUUUGGGACAGCCGCUGGAAGUGAUCAAGACGACCAUGGCCGCCAAUCGAGGCGACAGUUUCGCCAGCGCUAUGGGUCGGAUAUGGGGUCGUGGCGGGAUCCUCGGUUAUUAUCAAGGUCUCAUUCCGUGGGCCUGGAUUGAGGCCUCCACCAAAGGCGCUGUCCUCCUUUUCGUCGCGUCCGAGGCAGAAUUCCGUGCCAAGGUGCUCGGCGCGCCAGACUUCCUCGCUGGUAUCUCAGGAGGUAUGGCGGGUGGUAUUGCCCAGGCAUAUGCCACUAUGGGCUUCUGCACCUGUAUGAAGACGGUCGAGAUUACCAAGCACAAGAUGGCUGCCCAGGGUGUAAAGCCUCCAAGCACCUUCGCGACAUUCAUGGACAUCUACCGCAAGGAAGGCAUCCGUGGUAUCAACCGCGGUGUGAAUGCGGUCGCUAUCCGUCAAACUACGAACUGGGGCUCUCGUUUCGGUCUUUCUCGUCUCGCAGAAUCAGCAAUUCGCAAGGUGACCAACAAGGAUGAAGGACAAAAACUGAGUGCGAUGGAGAAGGUCUUAGCCUCCGGCCUCGGUGGUGGUCUCUCUGCUUGGAACCAGCCUAUUGAAGUCAUUCGCGUGGAGAUGCAGAGUAAGAAGGACGACCCCAACCGGCCUAAGAACUUGACCGUUGGCAAAACCUUCAAGUACAUCUACGAGACCAACGGUCUUAAGGGUCUUUACCGUGGAGUUACUCCCCGUAUAGGCCUAGGAAUCUGGCAGACAGUCUGCAUGGUGGCUCUUGGUGACAUGGCCAAGGAAGCAGUCGAAAAACUGACGGGCGAUCAAGUCACCGCUAAGCACUAG